Messenger RNA from Musca domestica (house fly), 12584 nucleotides. It is a transcript of the gene NaCP60E, whose product is annotated as sodium channel protein 60E. Gene Ontology annotation, biological process: sodium ion transmembrane transport; neuronal action potential; membrane depolarization during action potential. Gene Ontology annotation, molecular function: voltage-gated sodium channel activity; protein binding. The record is from RefSeq and is a predicted model, not a curated record. Gene Ontology annotation, cellular component: voltage-gated sodium channel complex; plasma membrane. Bases 2764 to 11919 code for a protein of 3051 amino acids. Lineage: Eukaryota; Metazoa; Arthropoda; Insecta; Diptera; Muscidae. The transcript has 31 exons.
AAAAAUACUUUAGUGAUUAAUUAUUUAAAAAAGAAAUAAAUAAUAGAAAAUUAUAAAAAUAGUUACUUGAAAACGAAACAUCAUUAAAUAAGAAUAAGAGAAUAAUAAAAAAAAUAAAGAAAUUUGUGGUGUCCUGUUUUAAUUUUAAAGUGCUUCGAAAUUCCCCAAGUAAAUUUAUAUACCUGUGUAAAUGUGAAAAGAAUCUCCAUACUAAUUCAUAAUCAUAAAUAUAGAUAAUUAAAAAUAAGAACGAAAAUAUAUAAAAAGUUGAAAAAAUAGAAUCAUAUUUGAAACAAAUAAGAAAAAGUAACCAUAAAUAAGUCUUAGAUCUUCUGAAGCAAACAGUGACAAAAGCCCCAACCACGAAAAGGACUUUCUCUUCCAAACCACAAUAACCGAAAAAAAACAAAGUGUUAAAAAAUAUAAUUAAAAAAUAAAUUAGAAAUUGUGGUUACAAAAAAAAAAAUAAAUAAAUAAAAUAAAACAAAUAAAUAAAAAAUAAUUAUUAAAAAUAUCCCACAGGCAAACCAAAAAAAAUUAAAACUCAAUGAAAUAUUGCCAACUACCACGACACGAUUUAGAAAAAUUACCUACCCCAUAAAUACACAAAGUGCAUGUGAAGUGAAAUAAAAAUAAUGAAAUAAAACUAAUUCUAACAAAAAAUCAAAAAAUGGCGAGUCAGAAAUACUAAAACCAUUAAAAUGAAUAAUUAAUAUUAAAUAUAAUUAAAAAAGGAAAAUAUAUCUAAAAAAAUUCCCUUAAAGUGACCCCCCUACAAAAACAAGGCAACAAAAAAGGAUAAAUAAAAACUUUAAUAAAAAAUUAUUAACAAAGUGAAAAAAAAACAACAAAAACACAUUACAAACUUAGCCAAGUUCUAUCCCAACUACAUACUUUGGAUUACAACAAAUGUAUAAAGUUCCAACAAAAGCAGCCGUAACAGCACCAACAACAACAACAACACGGAGAGCAGCACCAACAUGUCCAUGCUAGUAGAAGAUUCUCUGAAAACAGACGGCAAUAUGCCUGAAGACCACCACAGAUACAUGAUCCGUGUUGAGUUGGUUUUAAAUGGCACUUAUCGCUGGCAAUGAAAUGAAAUAUAAUUUUGCGAAUUUCUCAGGCCGUACUUGAGUAAUUUCUUUUGCAGAAAAUAAAAUCAACAAGAAACGAAAUGAAAUGAGUUGAAUUGAAUUGAAUGGAAAGGAAAAUUGCAACGAAAUGAAAUGAACGAAAUGUGAAAUAAUAUUUUGUGCAUUUGCAAUGGCAAUGGAAACGAAGUGAAGAAAAUAGAACAAAACAAAAUAACAAAAAAGAAAAACAUGUUGAAGCAAAAUUAUCAUCAUCAACAACAAGAAGCUAGGCGAACAACAGAACAGCAGCCAACAAAGUGGGUAAAUACAUUUAGACCACAAGAUGAACAGCAGCAGUGGCAGCAGCAAGACCGACAACAACAGCAAUAUUUCUGGCCAAGUGGUCAUUCGGCACUGCACUGUAAUAAAAUACAAGCAACGAAAAUUCAACAAAUUGAAAAUAUAAACUAAAACACCAAUUCAAUUUUCAGUUAGGAAAAUCAAGUGAAAAACAACAGCCACAGCAAUAGCUGCAGAAGCAAAUAAAACUAAGGCUUCGAAAAAAAAAAAACGAAGAAAAAAAUUCCCUCAUAGCAAAAGAGGGAGAGAGAGAGAGAUAGAAAACCCCCCAAAACGGUAAAGAAAAACCAGAUCCCUAAACUGUGUAAAUACAAAACCCAAAUAGAACAACAACAUCAAAUACACGGAGGUGGGUGUAGAGGAGGCAACAAAUCAACAUUGCAAAGCAACACGGAAUACCCUCCCAGACCUCCCACAAAAUGUAAACAUCAACCGGAGUCCAUAGCACGACAGGAGAAAGCAAACACCCAGGCAGCCAACCAGCCAGCCAACCAGCCAGCCAGCAUGAACAACACCAACACCACUAAAACUUUGUUCAAACAAUACCCCCGGAAAACUAGCCAAAAACUUUCGAAAAUCUAAUUGAGUGAAAACAGAAAUUAAAUAGAGAACCCUAGAAAGCGGCUAAUCAAAACUCAACAAAAACAAAUCAACAGCGACUUGGCCUUUUUCAGAUCUCCGGUAUUUUGGAUUUUUUCCCCAUUUUUGGUUUUCUCCUCUAACGUUAUUUACCUUUGGCCUUCACCUAGCGACCGCCAUCAAUUGUUUUGCAAGAAAACAAAGGCACACAACUCACACCCACACACACAGAGACGUGCGAACAAAAGCAGCAAAAGAAUGAAGGAUACCAAACUAAGAAAGCAACAAUAACAAGAAAACUAAAUAACAAGGAACGCAAAAGGGGAGAGAGAGAGGGACGGAAAAAAUCUUAAUUCUAUAAAAAUUUUAUUAAAGAUUAGUAACCAAACACCUGCCCUUUAACAGCAACAACAACAACAAGAUCUACGACAAAAGCAACAACAAUAACAAAACCAAAGAAAUCUAUUCAUAAUAACCAUAAACAUUUAUUAAGAAAGUUAAUAAAGGCACAAGGCUAAGGCAAGAGGGAAGUGAGAAGGAUACUACGAACAUAGAUAAGGAGAACCACAACAACGAAAUAUCAUUAACCUAACAGCCAAGAAACAAAAAAAAAAAAUACAAAAAUACCAAGGCGGACAACCCUCCCAACCAACAAAUACACAAAGAAAAGACGAAGGAAGAACGAACGCCUACAGGACUCUUAGCAUCCUCAUCAACUGUAAAGGAAUCUCUUCAAAAGAAAUCCAUCAAGAUGAGUAAUAAUGACAAAACACCAACAUCGAACGAAGUUGCCAAACAGCAGGUUGUUGCCUACACCCAAAAAUCGAAAAUCAAAAAUGAGACUCGUCACAUCCAAUUGGUCCGUGAAUAUGGCUUUCAUCCGCGCAACAAGGCCACCGUGGAAGAUGGCGAUGUUUUGCCAAAGAAAUUUGAACCAUUUCCGGAGAAUAUGUACGGACGACCACUGGAGGAAAUUGAUCAUUUCAUAUAUGAAGAGACAUUCUGUGUGGUUUCAAAACGUUUUCGCAAAAAUUACAUACAUCGAUUUACCGGCACCAAAAGUUUAUUUCUCUUCCAUCCAUGGAGUGCGGCGAGACGAAUAUGCGUCUAUAUAGCAACAAAUCAGUUCUUCGAUUAUUGUGUCAUGGCCACAAUAUUGUUUAAUUGCAUUUUUUUAGCCAUGACAGAGACAGUCGAAGAAGCUGAAUUUGUCUUCCUAGCGAUUUAUACCAUUGAAAUGGUAAUCAAAAUCAUUGCCAAAGGCUUCCUGCUCAACAAGUACACAUAUCUACGAAAUCCAUGGAAUUGGCUGGAUUUUGUGGUCAUAGCAAGCGGUUAUGCAACAAUCGGCAUGGACGUGGGCAACUUGGCCGGUUUGCGUACAUUUCGUGUGCUGAGAGCUUUAAAGACUGUUUCCAUAAUGCCAGGUUUAAAGACUAUUAUAAAUGCACUACUGCACUCGUUUCGUCAAUUGGCCGAGGUCAUGACACUGACCAUAUUUUGUUUGAUGGUCUUUGCACUGUUUGCACUGCAGGUUUACAUGGGUGAACUGAGAAAUAAAUGUGUUAAAAACGUUCCAGAAGAUUGGGUUAAUACCACCGAUCUUGAAUGGAAAUUAUGGAUCAAUGACACAGACAAUUGGUUGUUUGACGACGAAGAACUGCCUCUGUUAUGUGGCAACCUAACGGGGGCACGUCACUGCCCCGAGGGCUAUACAUGCCUGUGCGUGGGCGAGAAUCCCAAUCAUGGCUAUACGAAUUUCGAUAACUUUAUGUGGUCGAUGUUGACGACAUUUCAGUUAAUCACCCUGGACUAUUGGGAGAACGUGUACAAUAUGGUGUUGGCCACUUCGGGACCGAUGAGUGUAUCAUUUUUUACAGUGGUUGUGUUUUUUGGUUCAUUUUAUUUGAUAAAUCUAAUGUUAGCCGUAGUUGCUCUAAGUUACGAGGAAGAAGCCGAAAUAACAAAUGAAGAACGUAAAAAAGACUUAAUGGAUCAUCGAGAUGAUUCAACAUUUAGCUUCGACCCGUCCGUUCUGAAUGUGAAAAAAUUAAAUAAAAACAAUAAGAAUAAAAUUGAUUCUCGCAAGGGUGUACUGGCCUCCUACAACAAGAAGAAGGUGCGACGGAAAAAGGUCAAGGGCACCGGCAAGGGUGAAGCAAGUGGUAACAACACCGAUAGCAAUGGCAAUGGAACACACACUGGUAAAGGUGAUUCACUCACACCCACACCUAGUCCCAGUCCCCGCCACAGUGGUUGUGAACGACCUACCGAUUUGGAUCUGAAGGGGGGUCAACAUCAAAAGACCGGCUCGGCCAAAGAUAAACAACGCCAGACACGCAUUUGUUUCCAGGAGCAGGACACUGAACUCAAUCCAAAUAUGUUAUAUCCCUCCGGUCAGCUGGGCCAUGCUGGCCGCCAAGGUAGCUCAAAUUCGGCGGGCGGUGGUGUGAAUCGUGAAUCAUCUCAGGAUGAUUCAGGUGUGGUGGACGAUCAUGAAGAACAAGAUAUAACAGCUUCCGAAGUGGCCAAUGUAACUGCCACCACAAACAACAAUGCCGUUGCCACGACCACCACAACGAUGGUGGACGAAUGUGGUGGUGGCGGCAGCACCAAUGAACAUACAGCGGUCACACUCGCCUUGUCACCGCGCGAAGUUCGACUGAUAAAGUGCAAUGGAAAUAUAGCACGCAUUAAAAAGCAUAAUAUUUAUGCUUUACAUCCGGAAGAUUCUUCCGAAAUUGUUGUAAUCGAUGAUCUUCCCGAUCGUAAUUGUGAUAGAUGUGUUCAAUGCUGCAUCGACUAUGAAGGAUGGUUGCAAUUUCAAAAUUGCCUCUAUAAAGUGGUACGCGAUCCCCUCUUUGAGUUGGCCAUAACGCUGUGUAUUGUUUUGAAUACGGCGUUCUUGGCAAUGGAACAUCAUGGUAUGAGUGAAAGUUUUCGCAAUGCUCUGGAUGUAGGAAAUAAGGUUUUCACUUCAAUAUUUACAUUUGAAUGUAUUAUAAAAUUAAUGGCAUUAUCCAAAGAGUUUUUUCUAUGUGGUUGGAAUAUAUUUGAUUUGAUAAUAGUAACGGCCUCAUUGUUGGACAUAAUAUUUGAAUUAGUUGAUGGUCUCAGUGUAUUGAGAGGUCUAAGAUUGUUGCGUGUUUUAAAAUUGGCUCAAUCUUGGACUACAAUGAAAGUGUUAUUAAGUAUUAUUAUUUCAACCAUAGGAGCUUUGGGUAAUCUUACCUUAAUAUUGGUUAUAGUCAUUUACAUAUUUGCCGUCAUUGGCAUGCAAUUGUUUUCUAAAGAUUAUACACCAGAAAAAUUUGAACCCGAUCCGGUGCCAAGAUGGAAUUUCAAUGAUUUUUUCCAUUCAUUUAUGAUGAUUUUUCGUAUUCUAUGCGGUGAAUGGAUUGAACCUCUGUGGGAUUGCAUGAGAGCCGAAGAAGAGCAAGGUGCUUCCACAUGCUUUGCCAUAUUUCUACCCACACUGGUCAUGGGCAAUUUCAUGGUGCUAAACUUGUUCUUGGCCUUGUUGCUCAACAGCUUUAAUUCGGAGGAGCUAAAAUCCAAGAAAGAGGAAGUGGGCGAAGAAUCAAAAUUAGCUCGCAGCAUUGAACGUGUACGCGAUCUGAUUCGAAAAAAACGCCAAGAACGGAAAGAGCGCAAGGAGCGUAAAUAUGCUUCGAAAUUUCAACAAAUUGUUAUUGAAGCUCAAAAUGCUGCCGCCUCAUCAAUGCUCGACAAGUCAGGUCUGAUGUCGGAAACUAAAUUCCAUCGGCUUAGCUAUCAGGAAUCUAUGAAUCGACCUGUUUCCGGCUCAGAUUUUGGCGUUAUCAUACCCUUAAAGGGAAGCCUACACACUAUUGUUGAUGGUACUGAAACUGAAGAAGAUCGUAAGUCACACACAUCCGCACAGCAACAAUAUCAACAUCAGCAGCAGCACCAACAACAACAACAACAACUACAACAGCUGCAACAACAACACGAAUAUACCACAUCACCCAUGUUAAAUACCCAACCAGCUUUGCAGUUGCUCUAUCAGCAACAACAAACGGCCAUGCCAUCAUUCGAUGGCACCGUGGCCAGUUCCUGCCAAUUAGACAAUAAUAGCCCAAAUCCACAGGCCGAUCGUCGGCUACAGCAUCAAAUGUCUUCCGGUUUUGGUACACAGCCAAACGAUUCCCGCGAUGAUCCAACCACCUACACGGAAUCGAUAGAACUACAGCUGAUGGGUCAGUAUAAUUCCACAGAUACCGAUCCGUAUAAUCAGGAUCAACGAAGUGGUUCGUACAUGCGCGGCGACUCGUUUCAAGAGCGCAUCUCAACGCGUCUCUGCAGCGAGGAACAUGACGAAUCGUAUUUGCAAUAUCAGAAAUCGUUGCUGACGCGAUCGCCGAGCUAUCGCAAAUCCUUGGAUCGCCUCUCACAGUCCAGCGAUCAGUCGCAGCGUUCGUUGAUACCCUCAAGACGAUCCGACGAUGAAAUUGUCUCCAGCAUGAGACGAGACACAAGUGGCCAUUCGUUGAACACCAUAUCCAUGGAACAGGAGGAACUGCUGUCGAAUCAUGUCAAUCUUAGGGAUGAAUUGCUGAACUGUGAUCAAAAGGAAUUAUUUCAGUUUUUACAGGAAGAUGCCCAGGAUAAUAGCCAUAAUUAUUUUAGCGAUACGGUAGGUUAUGGCUCUACCAUGGAUGCGGAUACCGAUUCGCUAAUUGUUACGGAGAGUAAACGCCAUGGGGAAGAACGCAAACCCUCGACUAGCAGUAUCAAAUCGAAUUUAAGUUACAUUUCCAAUUCCAUACUGCAAACCAUAGAGUCGAGACGAAAUGGAGGUAGUCAUUCGUCGAAUGGCAAUGGCCAUGACAAUGAGAGUGUACCCUUGGUGGAACACUCCGAGUUUGAUAAUAUUAUCCAAAGUUUUGAGAAGGAGUUGGAAGAGAUUAAAAAAUCCACCACUUCACUGGAGAGACGGCUCUCAACAUUGUCCGAACCUUCGCCGGCAGCUGAUGAGGCUAAUAAGGCCAUUUUGGAACAUAUUGCGGUAAUUACGGGCGCCUCAGAGCGUACGGCAGCGGAUGAGGUGGUAACCCCAUUGAAUCCUUAUGACAGCUAUGAUCUGUCCACAGUGCCGCGACGGCAACACUCGCUGCCGGCCAACACAAAUCGAGCCUCGGUGAAGAUCAAACGUCGUAGCCUUGAAAAGCAACGUAAAAUCGAUGAAGACUUUUGCAUAAGCAAUGAAAUACGCAAGAUCUGUGAUCAAAUACAAGCUCCCUUUGCCUCAGUGGAAGCAAUGUCGAUUGCGGCCACUCAAGCCUCUGGCGCCCAAUCGCCAUUUAUGCGGCGAAAAAGUGAUCUCUUCAGUGCUCAAUUUGAUCGUUUCAAACGAAUGUCGCUGAUUGAGCGAGUCGAUGAGGUGCCCGAAGAGGAUAAGCCCAUUUCGACGCUGCGCAUGGAAUCCGAACGAUUGCCGCGGAAAUGCCUGACCGUCGAUGGGGCGGACAAAAUCGAAAGUCUAUCGCUGAAAAGUACAAAUUCCUAUGAAAAUCUGCUGCUGCACAAACAAUUGACCCAAUUAGCUCAACAGCAGCAGCAACAACACCAACUGCAACAGCAGCAGCUGUCACAGCAUCAUUUGCACCACCACGACUCUUCCAAUUCAUCGUCUGCCGUUGUACCACCCACACCACCAGCCUCGCUAAAGUCUUCUAUCGAACCACCCACACUGGCGCAAAUGUCUUCGCUGAAGGCAACGCCACCCCUGACGGCCUUAACCGAACACCAGCAACAUUUCCAUGCCACCAAUGCUCAAAUGCGUACCACACCACUCCUCCCAAGGGCUGGGCAGUCGCGUGCCAAUAGCGUUGACGCCGAACAGCUGCAACAGCAGAGGAAGCAACAACGACGCCUACAAGUCAAGUCACGCUCAGAGCAUCCACAAUCGGCACUAGACAAAGCUGGUUCUUUCCAAUCGGCUCGCACCGAAUCGCACAGUUCGGGUGCGGCCGAUACCUCCUCAGCUCUGGCACUGGCCGCAGCCGGCGAUGUGAUUGUGGGACAGUUGCAAUCGGCCGGUGGGUCACAAGAUAAGAGCGGCGAUGCGCUCCAGUCGCAAAAAUCUGCAUUUUCACGACUGACUGAAAAACCAUGGCAUUGUCUGGUCUCCUACGUAGACGAUCUCACAGUGGGUGGGAGACGUAAUUCGCAGGGAGCAUACAAUGAUCCCAUGACUUUUCCAAGUUUCGGACAUUCGAAGCCACCAAAAGUGCCAGAUGAUUGUUUCCCCCAGAAGUGUUAUGAACACUUUUAUUUUCGCUGUCCUUGGUUUAUGUCUUGUAUGGAUACCCCGACAGCUAAACAUUGGACACGCGUCAGAACGGCCGUCUUAACUGUUGUGGAUACUCCAGCCUUUGAGUGGUUUGUCUUGGUGUUAAUAUUUGCCUCCAGCAUAACGCUCUGUUUCGAGGACAUCUACUUGGAUAGUAACAAAUCGCUGAAGCGCAUCCUGUAUUGGACGAAUUUCUCCUUCUGUUUGAUCUUUGUCAUCGAAAUGGUUCUCAAGUGGUUGGCAUUGGGGUUUUCCAAAUAUUUUACCAGCUUUUGGACGAUACUGGAUUUUAUUAUAGUUUUUGUUUCUGUUUUCUCUCUGCUCAUCGAGGAAAAUGAAAAUCUCAAAGUCCUACGUUCUUUGCGUACCUUGAGAGCGUUACGUCCUUUGCGUGCCAUAUCCAGGUGGCAAGGAAUGCGAAUUGUAGUAAAUGCUCUCAUGUAUGCCAUACCAUCAAUUUUCAAUGUACUUUUAGUUUGUUUAGUUUUUUGGUUAAUAUUUUCUAUAAUGGGUGUACAAUUUUUCGGUGGUAAAUUUUUCAAAUGUAUCGAUAACGAUGGAGAGCUACUACCAGUCACGGAAGUCAAUGACAAAUGGGAUUGCAUUGAACAAAACUACAGUUGGAUCAAUUCAAAAAUCACUUUCGAUCAUGUAGGUAUGGGUUAUUUGGCCCUACUGCAGGUGGCCACCUUCGAGGGCUGGAUGGAAGUGAUGGCCGAUGCUGUGGAUGCCCGUGGCGUAGACCUGCAACCGCAACGCGAGGCCAAUCUCUAUGCCUACAUCUAUUUUGUCAUCUUUAUUGUGUGCGGUUCAUUCUUUACUCUUAACCUCUUCAUAGGAGUAAUCAUUGACAAUUUCAAUAUGCUGAAGAAAAAGUAUGAAGGAGGAGUGUUGGAAAUGUUUCUCACCGAAUCGCAAAAGCAUUAUUACACCGCCAUGAAAAAGUUGGGACGAAAAAAACCACAGAAAGUCAUUAAGCGACCAAUAAAUCAUUUUUUAGCUAUGUUUUAUGAUUUAUCCAAUUCUCGAAGAUUUGAAAUUGCCAUAUUUGUGUUGAUUUUUUUAAACAUGUUAACCAUGGGUAUUGAGCACUACAAUCAGCCGCAUGCGGUAUUUUUUAUCCUCGAAGUUAGCAAUGCAUUUUUCACCACCGUCUUCGGGCUAGAGGCCAUUGUUAAAAUUGUCGGCUUACGCUAUCAUUAUUUUACCGUCCCCUGGAACGUCUUUGAUUUUCUGUUGGUAUUGGCCUCGAUUUUUGGCAUUUUGAUGGAAGACAUCAUGAUUGAUUUACCGAUUAGUCCUACUCUGUUGCGAGUAGUUAGAGUAUUUCGAAUUGGCCGUAUAUUGAGAUUGAUCAAAGCUGCCAAAGGCAUACGCAAGCUUUUGUUUGCUCUGGUAGUGUCCCUGCCAGCCCUGUUCAAUAUUGGAGCUUUACUGGGUCUAAUCACAUUUAUAUACGCCAUAUUGGGCAUGUCGCUAUUUGGACAUGUCAAGCUACAAGGUGCUCUAGAUGAUAUGGUGAACUUCCAGACAUUUGGCCGCAGCAUGCAAUUGUUGUUUCGUUUGAUGACAUCGGCCGGGUGGAAUGAUGUGCUGGAGUCGCUGAUGAUCCAGCCGCCGGACUGUGAUCCGCACUUUAAUCGCCAGACGAAUGGGGACUGUGGCCAUCCGCUGUUGGCCAUCACGUAUUUUACCAGUUUCAUUAUAAUUAGCUAUAUGAUUGUCAUAAACAUGUACAUUGCCAUCAUUUUGGAGAAUUUCAAUCAAGCCCAUCAGGAGGAAGAAAUUGGUAUAGUGGAGGAUGACUUGGAAAUGUUCUAUAUCAGAUGGUCUAAAUAUGAUCCCCAUGCAACACAGUUUAUACACUUUGCACAACUUUCCGACUUUAUUGCUUCUUUGGAUCCUCCAUUGGGUAUCUCCAAGCCCAAUACCGUGGCACUGGUCUCUUUUAACUUACCCAUUUCGAAGGGUAAUAAAAUCCACUGUUUAGAUAUUUUACAUGCUUUGGUCAAACAUGUUUUGGGUCAUGUUGAAGAAACGGAUAACUUUAAACAGUUGCAAGAACAAAUGGAUGUUAAAUUCAAGAAGCAAUUCCCAACUCGCAAGGAAUUGGAAAUUGUUUCUUCAACACGGAUUUGGAAGAGACAAGAGAAAGCUGCCAAGACCAUACAGAAUGCCUGGAGGGAAUAUCAAAGAAGAAAGAAGGAAAAGGAGCGUUCCAAUUCGGGGGACAGUGCAACACAGACCUCAAGUCCAGGUGGCUGGCAAGCCCGUUUGUCGUCGUUGAAUUUCUUUCAUUUGCAGGUUUCUCGCCGCGGUACACAGUGUUCCAGUCGUGCCUCAUCACGAAAAUCAUCGCGGGCUUCCGAUGCUUCUGAUAUCAGCGAAUUGGCUGGACCAUGGCUAAAUCUACCCCUGAUGUUGGUGUCUGGUGCCGAUGAUGUGGUCAAGGAUAUCAAACAACAGAGUGAAGAAUUGGGCAAGCGAAUUUCCUCAUGUUUAUCCCUGAAUUAUGAGUCCAUACUCUCCGAAAUGGUUAACAGCAUACUAAGCGAUGAAUCACAUGCAAAUGAUUUGAAUUUUUUUGAAAAUUUCAAUGACUGUCAACGAGGCAUCUCGCCCACAACAGCCGCUAUCUCCUCCACCACCUCCCUCGCCACAACAUUAGCCGACAACACAACAACUAUCGCCUCUUUGGAUGCCAAAAAAAGUAACCUCCAACAAACGGUAGUCACGCCCACACGUAAACGAGCUACGAGUUUUAUACGUAAAAAACCACCCCUAGAAAGAGCUGAGGGUCCAACGCCCGAGGUAAUUGUGACCAAACCAUCACCGGAACAGAGUACACUACCAUUGGGUCUGAGGCCGGAGAAUUCAACAUUGGUCCAUGUUCUGGUGCAUCGUGAGAGCGAGGAAUACAAGGAGGAGGACGAAGAGGCAACGCAGGUGUCACCGUCGAUAGAAAAACCCAAACCACCGCAAAUUCGAAUAAGUCCCGGUUCCGAUGACAUCGGUUUGGAUACAAUGCAACCAUCGAUUGUACAAAUUAUGAUUGAAUCACCUAAAGAUCCACCACGGGGUGAUUUCUCGGCAGAAUUUGAGGUGGCACAACAGCAGCCAAUUUCAAUGCCACCGCCACCAAUUCCCGAGGCACCCGUCAUCGAAGAGCCCAUCGAUGUCAACAUACAAGGUGACACAUCGAAGGUGUUCUAUGAUUAUGAUCCGGAUGAGGCAAAUGAAAUUGUUAUAUUGGAAACCUUGGCUGAGGAAUCGCCAAAAUCUGAAGAUAUACCAAUGACAGCACUGCCAGAAAUACCAGUGCCAAUGAAAUUAGUGAAGGAUACACUGAUUGGUACUGAGCAAGAAAUUACGACUUCGACGACGACGACUGCCGCUACUGCAACAUCAAGUGCUACAGUGGCCAUGUCUGUGGCAAGCAGUAGUGAAGAGGAUUAUCAGCAGGAACAGGAUCUGCCACAACCACCAGCACCAGCAGCAACACCACCAGUAACAGGCAGCAGCAGUAAUAUCCCCACAUCGACAUCGUCAUCAUCGACCUCAUCGAAUGAAGAUGGCGACAAGAACAGAUGACAUUCACCUCGCACAGCAACGGUGCCCAAGAGCAGCAGUUCCAGCUCGAGCACCAGUUGCUGUAAUUCAGCUCACCAGACAACCAGUUACAGUUCGACGGGUACCGAUAACAAUGCUAAGGAGGGCGGCGACAAGGAUGAAAACGAUGACGAAGACAAUCGCCGGAAAAAAGGUGAUGGCCCCCAGCAAUACAGUUGACAACCACGCAUCUGAGUAGUACUGCAACGCGGUGGCGGCCAGUCGAAUGGUUAUGGUAACGGUAACGAUAAGGGCAGCUAUGACCAACAAACCCUAUAUAGCAAUAACAAAUACGAUUCCAUAUUAAAAAUCUUGUUAAAGUUUUUCUAUUAAAAUAAAACAAUAAAAAAAAAGAAACUGAAAACAAAAAUUGAAUAAUGAAAACCAAAUAAUGUAGUCUGUCUUCUAAAGUCAUAAUGAAUAUUUGUAAUAAUAAUAAAAAUUAUAAUUAAAAUAAUAAUAAUAAUAAUAACAAUAAUGACGAUGAUGAUGUUUAAAAUUUCCCUUUUGAAGUUAGAAGAAAAAACAAUCAAUUUCAAUAAUGAAAUGACAGUAUACUCCAAAUAUAUAAAAAAAAAACCAACAACAUGUAUUAAUUCUACAUUUAUAUAUAGCAUGGAAAACGAAUGUUAACAUUUAGAGAAAAA